Messenger RNA from Tetrahymena thermophila SB210, 414 nucleotides. Its product is annotated as transmembrane protein, putative. The record is from RefSeq and is a predicted model, not a curated record. The transcript is spliced from 3 exons. NCBI's taxonomy places the organism in Eukaryota, Ciliophora, Oligohymenophorea, Hymenostomatida, Tetrahymenidae.
AUGCUAAAGAGUAACAAAACUCACAUUUAACAGCAGAGAAAGUAAACAAAUUAAACUAGCACAAAGAAAAAAAAAAAUAAAGUUUUGAGUUAAUCAAAAUAAGAAUUUAAUGAAAAUUUUACCAUAAUUAUGAAAUUAUAAUUGCUUAUAAGUUCUGAGAAGUAUUUAUAAAAUAAAUUAUUUAUCUUUUAUUUUAUGAGAGAAUGUAAUUUAAUGUGUACGUUUUAGAUAUAGAAAAAACAAAGAAAAUUAGAAAAAAUUGUUUAUAAUCAAUUAAAAUUUGACUAUAAUAGAUAAGAGUAUUUAUUACUCUCCGUAUAAUAUUUAUUUAUUAUUAAUGCAUCGACAAUUUUAUUAAUUCCUUCUAAAAGCACCUAAUUUGCCAAGCAGAAAUCAAUAAAAUUUACAAGAUGA